Phycomyces blakesleeanus NRRL 1555(-) is the source of this 270-nucleotide messenger RNA. RefSeq lists its product as hypothetical. The annotation marks the transcript as partial. The record is from RefSeq and is a predicted model, not a curated record. Gene Ontology annotation, molecular function: microtubule binding; ATP binding; microtubule motor activity. Gene Ontology annotation, biological process: microtubule-based movement; mitotic spindle organization. The transcript has a single exon. Lineage: Eukaryota; Fungi; Mucoromycota; Mucoromycetes; Mucorales; Phycomycetaceae.
AAACGUACAAAUGCUCAAGGUGAUCGCGCAAAAGAAGGAAUCGCAAUCAACUCUGGACUUCUGACACUAGGAAAUGUCAUCAGUGCUCUUGGAGACGAAACCAGGCGUGCGGCCCAUGUACCUUACCGUGACAGCAAACUCACCCGGCUUCUGCAGGACUCUCUUGGCGGCAACAGCCAGACCAUGAUGAUGGCCUGUGUCUCGCCUGCCGACACAAACUUUAUGGAGACCUUGAAUACCCUCAAAUACGCCAACCGGGCACGGAACAUC